This is a messenger RNA of Phalaenopsis equestris, 877 nucleotides long. RefSeq lists its product as uncharacterized. The coding region runs from base 96 to 800 and encodes 234 amino acids. The record is from RefSeq and is a predicted model, not a curated record. NCBI's taxonomy places the organism in Eukaryota, Viridiplantae, Streptophyta, Magnoliopsida, Asparagales, Orchidaceae. The transcript is spliced from 2 exons.
UUCCACACAGCCCUAAAUGAGCUAAGCGUGCGAGUGCAUCUUCUGAAUCGCUUAGAAACCCUAGCUGCGAGUCGUGGAAGCGCAAUAGAAGAAGAAUGGCCUUAAGAUGGCCUUCUCUGGUUAUGCAAACUCGAAAGCCUCCGCUACUUUCUUCCUCUAAGGGAAAUUUAACUUGUUCCCGUUUUCUGGCAGCUCCAACCUCUAAAUCCUUCUCGAACACAGUCUAUCUUCGGAGAAAUCCAAGCUCUCAUUCAUGCAUCUCACCCAAUGUUAAAAGUGGGGAGGCAGAGGGAAAACCACGUGCCGAUGAAAUAAUGUUCGACGAGCAGACUUUGCAGCAACAACUCGACAAAGCAAUUGAAGACGAAGACUACGCUCAUGCGGCGAAACUCAGAGACAAUCUCCAGGUCCUCCAUGAGGACAGCAGGGCUUCAGUUCUUUCAGCCAAUGAGAGAUUCUACCAUGCUUUCAGGAAUGGAAAUCUAGCAGCCAUGCAAUCAAUCUGGGCCAAAGGGGAUCAUGUUUAUGUGGUUCAUCCCGGGGCUGGCAGGAUAUCUGGCUAUGAGUUAGUAACGGAUAGCUGGGAGAUUGUUUGCGGGGCUGAUCAUGAGUUCCCCAUUCGGAUUGAUUUGAAGGAUGUUGAGGUUCAUGUUAGGGGAAAUGUUGGGUUUGUGACCUGCAUGGAGGUGGUGAAGACUAAAGGUGGAAGCUGGGGCAAGCAAGUUGCAACAAAUGUUUUUGAGGAGAUAGAUGGACAAUGGUUUAUAUGCGUUCAUCAUGCUUCGCAUUCGGAGGAAUGAAAAUUGUAGAAAAAGCUUAUGUGGCUUCUGAAUUUCUGAUGUUAAUUAUUCAGAAUUGUUGUAUUUUGCUGCUUAGU